Ectocarpus siliculosus is the source of this 2190-nucleotide messenger RNA. Lineage: Eukaryota; Phaeophyceae; Ectocarpales; Ectocarpaceae. The record is from the annotation of a GenBank genome assembly.
AUGACUUUUACAGGCAAGCAGAAGCAGGAGGAUGACAGCAAGGACGACGAGGAAGGGCACCCUUACGGCGUCGAGCCGCUGGGCAACAUCUUCCUGGGCAGGAGCUCCGACUGCAAGCCGAGAGGCCUCGGAACGCUUGCUUCCUUCGAUGAUGAGCGCAUGCUGGAUUUGCUCUGUUUCCUGGACGCUCCCGCCCUCGGCCGGCUCGCUUGUGCCAGCCGCGCCCUGUACGUGUUCGCCCACGUGGAAGAGCUGUGGAAGACCCUCGUGGUGCAGGAGAUGGCGAGGAGGCCAGGCCAAGGCGUAGAAACCCGAGGCGGCUGGAAGACCACACUGCAGCACAUCGCCGUCGGGCGUUCGGCUGCCCCCGGCGGCGGCCGCGGCGGUGGCGGUGCGGACGAUGAAGGGGGGGGGAAGAGCGUGCCUCACGUUCCUUUGAAGGUGUCCGGCUUCUUUUCGGACCUGCUGUUCCAGCCGCACCACUGCGCCACCACGGUGAUCAGGCCCGAGUGGGUGCGGCGGGACACGGUGGACAGGAGGGCGGGCCUUUCGCCCGAAGAGUUCCGCCGCUUGUACGAGGAGCCCAACAGGCCCGUCGUCUUGACGGACGCAGCAGCGAGCUGGCCCGCGCUGGAGAAGUGGACCCGAAGCAGACUCUCGGCCGCUCACGGGGACCUUCGUGUGCACGCGGGAGGCUUGGAGUUCGCACUGAAGGACUACCUUCGCUACGCCCGGGAGUCGAAGGACGAGCUCCCUCUGUACGUGUUCGACAAGCGCUUCGUGGACAAGUGCCCCGACCUGGGGAGGGAGUACGACGUGCCCAGCGUGUUCGCGGACGACCUGUUCUCCGUGCUUGGCGAGGAGCGCCGGCCCGACCACCGCUGGCUCAUCGCCGGCCCCGCCCGCUCGGGAUCCUCGUUCCACGUCGACCCCAACUGCACGAGCGCCUGGAACGCCACGGUGUCUGGCAGGAAGAAGUGGAUCAUGUUCCCCCCCGGAGAGACGCCUCCGGGAGUACACCCUAGCGAAGACGGGCUGGACCUGGCCGCUCCCGUGUCCAUCACGGAGUGGUUCCUCAACUUCUAUGAGGAAUGCCACGCGCCCACGCGGAGAGUGCGCCCUCUGGAGUGCGUCGUGUCUGCAGGGGAGGUGGUGUUCGUGCCCAUGGGGUGGUGGCACUGCGUCCUCAACCUCGAGUGGUCCGUGGCGAUAACCCAGAACUUCGUCAGCAGGGUGAAUCUUCCGCACGUCGUCAAGUUCCUCCUCACCCAGAAGCACCUGAUCUCGGGCCUGCCCCCCGAUCAGAGGGACGACCUCGGAGAGAGCUUCGUCACGGCGAUGUCCGAGCAGCGCCCCGAUCUCGGUGUAAGCGAGAUUGCAGAGCGGGCCACCGCUAGUACGACGGCUGCCGCUACAGGUUUCGGGGGCUCCGGCGGGGGCAUGGUGGCGAACGGGGGAGAGUCGUGCCGGAACGGGGGUACCAGCAAGAAGAGACAGAAGUUGUGGGACAAGCUCAAGCAGGGCGGUGGUGGAGAGGCGGUUGGCGUUUCCGAUGCGGGAGGGGCGAGCGAAGACGGCGGCGGUGGCGGGCGUGCCGCGGCCGUCAAUGGCGGGGACGGGUGUGCCGAAGGAAGGAGCGAAAGCGCGAGCAGCGGCGGAUUCAGUUUUGGUUUCUCGUUUUCAUAGCCAUAGAUGGGCCCGAGAGAGAGGCACGCGCGUCGAGGGUUGUCCUCCUACCACAGCGAGCGGGCUUUUGUACGGCGAGGAAUCGGGUGUUUUGUUUGGUCGCUCGUCGUGGAUUGGUUGGGGUGGCAUGUAGACGAGAAAAACUGCUUUGGCGACUUCGCUACGUGUUUUCGGUGUAUCUAUUUGCGCACCUUUCUUUUGGUUCAACCUAACAAGGCCAUAGACAAUAACGUUGCACUUCGCGCGGUCCUUGAACGCUCUCGACGUGCAUGCAUUUGGCUUGGGCGCAUGCGACGACCUGCUGGCUCUGCAGACUGCGAGGUCCAUGUUCAGCCAGAGGGGAUGUUACUCUUGCCGCCUGCGCUUUGCGGCGCGGGUAUCGGGUUUUAUCCCGAAGCCCAUUUCACUGAUGUAGCCAAAAGCAAGCAUGCCCUUUGCCGCUAACCGUAACCUGUAGGCGCCGCCAGGGGACCCGUCAUUGAUGAGAUAUCUCUUUUUAAUCUG